AUGAGCACGCUCCGCUGGCACCGCGAGGUGGGUCUGCUGGACCGCAUCCACAACCGCUGGGAGUCGCAGCGGCCCGAGUGCUCGGCGCAGAUCAAGGUGUUCGUCCCCAUCGGGCUGCAGGAGUUCUACCCGGCGCUGCUCGUGCUGUACAACGGCAUGCUGCUCUCCCUCACCGUGCUCGGCGUCGAGUUCGUCUACAACUCCAGGGCAGUCACCUCGUGCCUGCUGCGGGCCUGGCGGAGGGAAAACAAGGAAAAGGAGCCACUCGUCGCCGAUCAGUGAUGCCAAUCACAGGGAGUCGGGACUUAAAUAAAACAGCACUAUGCAAGCAAAGCGCCAAAGUGUACAA
Messenger RNA from Frankliniella occidentalis (western flower thrips), 349 nucleotides. RefSeq lists its product as uncharacterized. The transcript has 3 exons. NCBI's taxonomy places the organism in Eukaryota, Metazoa, Arthropoda, Insecta, Thysanoptera, Thripidae. Bases 1 to 282 code for a protein of 93 amino acids. The record is from RefSeq and is a predicted model, not a curated record.